This is a messenger RNA of Schistocerca nitens (vagrant locust), 3827 nucleotides long. Its product is annotated as Down syndrome cell adhesion molecule-like protein Dscam2. Gene Ontology annotation, molecular function: protein binding. Lineage: Eukaryota; Metazoa; Arthropoda; Insecta; Orthoptera; Acrididae. Bases 4 to 3684 code for a protein of 1226 amino acids. Gene Ontology annotation, biological process: axon guidance; cell-cell adhesion. The transcript has 20 exons. The record is from RefSeq and is a predicted model, not a curated record. Gene Ontology annotation, cellular component: axon; plasma membrane.
ACUAUGGUUAUCAAGGAUGUACGGAAAUAUGCUGAUGAAGGAGGCUACGUGUGUGUCGCUACCAACCCGCAAGGCCAGACCUCGAGGAGCAAAAUGAAUAUUCAGAUAAUGGAGGCACCAGAAAUUGAUCCAAUCAUAAUCAAACGUGACUUGCAACUGGGCAUGCGAAUGCGUCUUGUUUGUGUAGUAAGUAAAGGGGACUUCCCAAUACUGAUUCAAUGGCUAAAAGAUGGAAGUCCCAUACCAGAGGACCAAGAUGUUGCUGAGAAGAUCCUAGAUGAAUACUCAAGUACACUGAGUUUCAGUAGUCUGGCUGUAAAACAUAAUGGAAAUUACACCUGCCAAGCUUCAAAUGCUGCUGCAUCCAGGAACUACUCUGUGGAAAUAAUUGUAAAUGUGCCACCUACAUGGAGAGUGGAACCCCAAGAUAUGGAGGUAAUAGCUGGACAACAUGCCAUGCUAGCCUGUGCUGCAGAGGGGUCUCCAGCACCACAUAUUUACUGGAUGAAGGACACAGGUUCCCUGCCUCCUCAGUAUCAGGAACUGAAUAACACAAGGAUGAACUACAAGAUUCUUCACAAUGGAAGCCUUCUAAUCCAUAGUGUUCAACCAGAUGACAGAGGAUAUUACUUGUGCCAGGCAUCAAGUGGCAUUGACUCAGGUCUCAGUAAAGUGGCAUAUCUUUCUGUUCAUGUUCCUGCAAAAUUCUCCACACACUUUACAAAUAUUACAGUACCAAAAGGAAGCACUGCUUUUCUUAACUGCACCGUGGCUGCUGACAAACCAAUAUCCAUUACCUGGUACCAAAAUAAUCAUGAACUUAAAGCUAAAGAAAACCCAAAAAUAAAUAUUAAAGAAGAUAAUACAAGCAAAGGAAUAACAUCAACACUCAUAUUCAAACAUGUUCGCAGAGAAGAUACUUCAUCCUUUAUUUGUGUUGCUUCAAAUAAAUAUGGGAAGGAUCAAUUAGAAAUGAAGCUUAUUGUCCAGGAAACUCCAGAACCACCUGCUAAUGUUCAUGUAAAUAACUUCUCAAGCCGAUCAGUCUCCCUCAGUUGGGAGGAGCCAUAUAAUGGAAACAGCAUCAUUGGAGCUUACAUAGUGCAGUAUAAGAACACAACAGCAGUUGCUUGGCAUCAGAAUGUUGUCCAGGUUGUAGUUGGAGGAGAUCAGCUGAAUGUUACCAUCAAGGAUCUGAGACCUGCACAUGGUUAUCAGUUCCAAAUCAGAGCAGAAAAUUCUGUUGGUGUGUCCAAUGCAAGUGAAACAGUAACAGUGACUACAAUGGAAGAAAUACCAGAGGCACCACCAAGGGACAUCAAGGUUAAAGUGAAAGAUUCCAGAACACUUCUUGUGACCUGGAGGCCACCUGACAAAAACCUACAGAAUGGAGAUAUAUUGGGAUAUUACAUUGGGUAUAAGAUCAGUAACUCAUCAGAUCCGUUCCACUACAAAACUUUUGAAGUAAUUCCUGGAAUGGAACUACAAAAUACAUUCAAUGAAUUGGAGAAAUUUACAGAGUACAGCAUCUUAAUUCAAGCAUACAACAGAGCUGGUGCUGGCCCACGCAGUAAAGAAGUCACUGCUACAACAGAGGAAGAUGUGCCAGGAGCACCACCUACUGAUGUUAGGUGCACAGCAUUGUCUCCACAGAGAAUUUUAGUACUGUGGUCAAGUCCUCCAGAAUUUGCUAUUAACGGAAUACUGAAGGGUUACAAAGUACUCUACCGCUCACUGGCAGUCUGGGAUGAUUUCUCACAUCCCAUGGAGGAAGUAACCAGAGACAAUAAAUUGGAGUUAACUAAUCUUGGUCAGUUUUGUAACUACAGUAUAGAAGUGUGUGCAUUUACCAACAAAGGUGAUGGUGUUAAAAGCCAACCAAUAUUUUGUAGGACAUUGGAGGAUGUACCCAGUGAACCUGCAGAUAUAAAGGCUCUUAUAAUGGAUUCAAGAACAGUUUUAGUCUCUUGGAGACCUCCACAAUACCCAAAUGGCAGAAUACAGAAGUACAAAGUAUAUGUGAGAUCACUGGAUGGAAUAGGUUUGGACAAGGACAACUUUGAAAUACCUGCAGAACAGACAUUUUACACUAUCUCUCAUUUGGAGCGGCACCAUCGUUAUGAAUUCUGGGUGUCAGCAUUUACAGCAGUAGGAGAAGGUGCUGGAUCCAGACAUAUUGUGCAGGCUCCAGCAAGUCAGGUACCUGCACGAAUAGCAUCUUUCACACAACAGGUGAUAGCUGUACUUCAUGGAGACUUGCACCUCUCUUGCCACUCUGUUGGAGAACCUGCACCACUUCGUCUCUGGAGAAAGAAUGAAAAACCAGUACAAGGCAGCAGUGUGAAAAUUAAUGAUGAAUGGCAGCUUUACAUCAGUCCAGUUACAGCUUUACAUGCUGGGAAUUACACAUGCUCUGUGGAAAACAUAUUUGGGAAAGAUGAGAUUACAUAUUAUGUGACAGUUCAAGGAAACAGAAAUAAAGGAAUUCCUCUGACACCAAGUGAUCUACAAGUUACUUCCGCAAGCAUUUCAAGCAUUCUGCUUCAGUGGAACAUCUCUUUGGCAAUUAAUAACGUUAUUCAAGGGUUUUAUUUGCAUCUCAAAAGGGAAUUUGGAGAAUGGGAAAAAAUAGUAUUAACAGCAGAUGAUAUGAGUUAUUUAUUGAGUAAUCUUCAAUGUGGGACCAGAUACUAUUUGUAUUUGCAAACCUUCAACCAGCUGGGGCAAAGUUCACCUACAUCCACAAUCGUGACACGCACUCAAGGCUCAGCUCCAGUGGCUCCAAGCAGUGCAGAUUUGAUAAAAGUAAACUCUACCUCAAUAUCUUUGAACUUGAGUUCUUGGAGUGAUGGUGGAUGUCCAAUAACAUCACUUGUUGUGGAGUAUAAACAAAAGAAAGCAAUAGCAUGGACACUUGUUUCAAAUAAUAUCAAAGUAGGUAAACCAGAAUUCUUGGUGCUGGACCUGGAUCCAGAAACCUGGUAUACAUUACGCAUUACAGCUCAUAAUAGUGCUGGAUCAACUGCAAAGGAAUACAACUUUGUAACACUUACAUAUGGAGGAGUAAAAGAAGACAAACUGGCGCCAGUAGCAUCAAAAAUUGAACAAAAAGCCACAAUUUCACCUGAUGCUGCAGAGCGUUCAAUAUCUGGGGGCAAAAUGUUCUAUAGUGAUCUUGGAAUUAUAGGACCAACAGCAUCAGCUGUUAUAGUUCUUCUAGCAGCUGCCACUGGCCUUUUAUUGUACCUCAGAAAAAAUCAAGAGAUGUUGUCAUCAAAACCAUUUGGAGAUAAGCCAUUGGAGAAGGACUUAAUGUCAGGAGCAGAUAAGAAGACUGUUGCACCCAUUUAUGACAGUGAUGAUGGUCUGAUGGCACUAAGUCCAACACCACAGGAGUCUGUGUACCUACCUACACCAGUGAGAGUUUCACCUGCCCACAGGAAAGGCAUAAGCCCCUACGCAACAUUUCGAGUUCCUUUAGAAGUAUCAAUGAAAAAUGCUGAAAAUAUUGAGUCAUGUGUGUCAUCUGGACUUGUUCAGUACCCUGAGAACAUAAAGAUCUCAGAAAUGCCUGACAGCUGCACAGAAUCAACAUAUUCAAAAAUCCAGGGGAAUUCACAGAAUAGUAAUGAAGGAACUGAAUGGAUUCCACUUCAUAACUUGUAUCAGGCUCAUAGAUACUAAUGACUUACCAGUAUCAGAAAGCAUUACAUGUUAUUGCCACUAAAGGCACUUGCUACAUAAUUUAAUAAGUGCCUUUCGAUAAAUAAUAUUUUUAAUGAGUUGAGUGUUGUAAUUAACGUACUGUAUGAAACUGUUUCUCCAUC